Molecule: messenger RNA, 1688 nt
Organism: Mollisia scopiformis
Lineage: Eukaryota; Fungi; Ascomycota; Leotiomycetes; Helotiales; Mollisiaceae
Product: mitochondrial outer membrane protein-like protein
Exons: 4
Coding region: 24-1550 (508 amino acids)
Biological process (GO): protein insertion into mitochondrial outer membrane
Cellular component (GO): outer membrane; SAM complex
Source: RefSeq, a predicted model, not a curated record
CGAAGCUCGACGACGAGGUCAAGAUGGCCGAAGGAGUGGAUACUGGGGACGAUCUCUUUGAGAGUCUGCGUAAACAAGUCGAUCCUAAGAAGCUCGAGGAGAAAGCAAAAGCGCAAGCUGAACGAGAAGCUGCUCAAAGUGCCAAAGCAGCUCAGAGACUGGGAGAAUUGAUUGGCAGCAAUUCCAGCCUCCCAGUCACCAUCUCCUCAAUCCGACUCAUUGGUGCAUCACAUACAAGGAGAUCCUUCCUUGACCGAAUAUUCGACCCUAUCCUCACCGCAAAUAGAGACAAGGCCUAUACAUUACAAGAAGCUUUGCAAGAGGUUGGCAGUGCUACAGAUAAGUUGCGGCGCUUUGAAAUAUAUCACCCAAGUCUUUCCACUUUUGUCGAUCGUCCAGACCCUACGGAUCCGAAUUCGUCUCCCACCGAUAUUGAUGUGUAUAUACAAGCAAGGGAACGAGGUCGGAUAUCCUUGAAGACAGGCACAGAUUUGGGCAAUGUCGAAGGUUCCGCAUAUGGAAACCUUACCUGGCGAAAUAUACUUGGCGGUGCAGAGUCGUUGAACUUGAAUGCCUCUGCGGGAACACGGACGAGAUCUGCCUAUCAAGCUACAUUCGAUACACCAAUUCUUAGCGAUCCUGACAAGAGGGCGACAGUGGAUGUGUUGGCAAGCAGUACAUUGAAGCCAUGGUCAAGUCAUGAAGAAGUAUUGAAAGGAGCGGGAGCGAAGUAUAGCUGGGCUACGAAAUCAGGAACGAGGCAUCAAGUUGGAUACACAGGAAUGUGGAGACAGGUUACAGGCUUGGCUGCCAAUGCUUCGCCGACAGUACGAACAGACGCUGGUGAUUCAGUCAAGAGUAGUAUAAUUCAUACGUGGUUUGCAGAUCGACGAGAUCAUCCAUUCCUUCCAACAAGAGGAUACUAUAUGAAGACUGUUUCGGAGAUCGCAGGAUGGGGACCAUUACAGGGCGAUGUUGCAUUUUGGAAAUCAGAGCUCGAAACCUCAGCUGCUAUUCCAAUACCUAUACUCGGGAUAAAAGGUGACAGUGGAGUCUCCUUGACAGGUGGUAUACGAGGUGGCAUGUUAUACCCUUUGGCCAUCGGAUUUGGAUCCGAAAUCAAACCAAGUAGAAUCAACGAUCGUUUCCAGCUUGGUGGUCCGACAGAUGUCCGUGGAUUUAAGAUGUCAGGUCUAGGACCAAGGGAUGGUCCGGAUGCUGUCGGUGGCGAUAUAUAUGCAGCUGCUUCUGCGAACCUGCUCAUGCCCUUUCCAAGAGUUGGCAAGGACACGCCAUUGAGGUUACAAUUGUUUGCGAAUGCAGGACGAUUGCUUGCCCUACAAGAUGGGAAGAAGAGUACAAGUCAAAGUUUUUACAGCACGGCUGCACAGAUCGGAGAUGGGCUGCCUAGCAUAGCGGCUGGCUUUGGUGUUGUCUAUGCCCAUCCUGUAGCACGGUUUGAGCUGAAUUUCAGUUUACCACUUGCAUUAAGAAAAGGAGAGGAAGGCAGGAAAGGACUCCAAUUUGGUGUUGGUAUUAACUUCCUGUGACAAGGAACGAGUAAGAGGAUAAACGUGGCAAGCAGGCGUGUAUGCAUAUCAUGUACACUACAACUGUAUGAUUCGCAGGUGUUGGAAGGGAAGGGUGAGAUACCAAAAGAACAACGCAACUUAGAAUCCCAACCACUU